UGGAGAAGCCGUGGAGAACGUUAUGCUGCCUGUAACAUUGUUCAGCAUGACUGGUUUGGUGGUGGGUCAGUGAUGGUGUGGGGAGGCAUAUCCAUGGAGGGACGCACAGACCUCUACAGGCUGGACAAUGGCAUUCUGACUGCCAUUAGGUAUCAGGAUGGAAUCCUUUGACCCAUUGUCAGACCCUACAUUGGUGCAGUGGUCCUGGAUUCCUUGUGGUGCACGACAGUGCCCAGUCUUAUGUGGUAAGAGAACUCGUGCAGUUCCUGGAGGAUGAAGGAACUGAUACCAUUAGCUGGCCCCCACGCUCACCUGACCUGAAUCCAAUAGAACACCUUUGGAACAUUAUGUUUUGUUCCAUCCGACACCAUCAGGUUGCUCCUCAGACUGUCCAGGAGCUCAGCGAUGUCCUGGUCCAGUUCUGGGAGGAGAUACCCCAGGACACCAUCCAUCGUCUCAUUCAGAGUUUGUCCCGACAUCGUCAGUCAUGCAUACAAGCACAUGGAGGCCAUACAAACUACUGAAUACCGUUUUGAGUUGCUGCCAAGGAAUUUCAGCAAGAUGGACUAGCCUGCCACAUCAGUUUUUCACUUUGAUUUUGGGGUGUCUUGAAUUUAUCCCUCCUGGGGGGUUGAUCAUUUUCAUUCCCAUCAAACAAUGUGGCACUUUUCAUUCCUAACACAUUAUCCAGUCCAUAUCAAUGCUAAGAUCCAGUUUGUUUUUUCCCCGUAUUGAAAUAUGUGUUUUCAAAGUGUUCCUUUAAUUUUUUUUUGAGCAGUGAAUCUAAACUGUUGGUUUUUAAAUAAGAGCAAAUGAGCCACUGUUCUACAUGGAGGUGAUGUUUGAAGGUUUCCAUGGUUCGUUUAUCUUCCAGACAACAACACGCACUUUGGCCUCAAAUCAUUUGCGUAUUAAAUAAAUCCCAUUAUCUGCCGUGUUUUAAUCAGUGGGAGCCUCUGACCGUGACACCAGGAUUCUUCCACCCCGCCCCCAAACCAAACUCAGAUGUGCCUCUCCUCCUCCUCCUGCUGCUUCCACUACGUGUUCUCCUACCAGCGCACACCGGCAUCUGAAAAAGUCAAGCUUGGACAAUUUAAGGAUUUAAAAUGCUGCAUAAACCGAGUCUAAUGGCGCAGUGGAUGAUACCUUUAUUGUCUCUUUUCGGAAGUUUACAUGGAGAAGAAUCUAUUCUUACUUCUAUCCAAAAGUGCUGUCAGAGUGGAAGGGCCCGAGCACUAGAUGGACAUGACUGCGCAAUCCUCCCCUCCGUCCCCACCCACAUGUGCAGCGUUGUUCAGGAGCAGUGCUGUCGAUCAGCCGUGAUAGACAAAUUCUGCUGCACCGGGAUCAAGAUGGCCAAAGAGCAGGGAGCCUGUGAGAGGCCUUACUUCCAAGGAGACCACUUGGAAACUAAAAUAUCAAAGAUGUGCUGCGACUGCUGUGAGCUCGGUCUGCUGGCAGCCAGACACGGUUUGAGCUGCGAGCUUCACAGUCUGCUGCUGCCUCGUCAGUGCAGCUACGCGGCCAAAACCUGCUGCCGCAACAACACGAAAGAGGAGAACAAGCCGGCCGCUGCAGCACCAGUAAAGCCUGAAGUCGUCACAGCUGGAUCAAACACCUGCAAAAACUCCAACUGCUCCCAGUUGUGUCUCGGUGACGAUAAAUGCGGCUGCUAUGGCGGAUUUCAGCUGCGACGGGAUGGAGUCAGCUGUGAAGAUGUGGAUGAGUGUCGUACAGGCAACGUCUGUGGCGUCCACGGCUGCGUCAACCUGCUGGGAUCGUAUCGCUGCGAGUGCAAAGCUGGCUUCAACUUCAACAGCAUCACCAAGCUGUGUGAAGACAUCAAUGAGUGUCUGACCAACAGCCACAACUGCAUCUCUGGUCAAGCUUGCAUUAACACUGAAGGCUCUUUUCGCUGUCAGAGAGCAACCAGCUGUGGAACUGGAUAUGAGCUGACAGCCAACAACAUCUGCCGAGACAUUGAUGAAUGUGCUUUGGGAACCCAUAACUGUGGGCCAGACUUCAUUUGCACCAACACUGAAGGUUCAUUCCGCUGCAGACCAAAGGACAAAUGCGGAGACGGUUACAUUCAGGACGCCAUCGGCAGCUGUAUCGACAUCAAUGAGUGUGUGGUCCACCACAACCUCUGCCCACAUAGACAGACCUGCAUCAACACGGUGGGAUCCUACACCUGCCGCAGCGACACGGUCACCUGCGGACAAGGAUAUCACCUGACUGAGGACAGCAGCCGCUGUGAAGAUGUGGAUGAGUGUCGUACAGGCAACGUCUGUGGCGUCCACGGCUGCGUCAACCUGCUGGGAUCGUAUCGCUGCGAGUGCAAAGCUGGCUACAACUUCAACAGCAUCACCAAGCUGUGUGAAGAUAUCAAUGAGUGCUUGCAUUAUCCUGGACGACUUUGUGCCCACAAGUGUGAGAACACGGAGGGAUCAUACAAAUGCAGCUGCACAUCUGGAUUCAAACUGAGCUACAAUGGCAAAAGCUGUGAAGACAUCAAUGAGUGUCUGACCAACAGCCACAACUGCAUCUCUGGUCAAGUUUGCUUUAACACUGAAGGUUCAUUCCGCUGCAGACCAAAGGACAAAUGCGAAGACGGUUACAUUCAGGACGCCAUCGGCAGCUGUAUCGACAUCAAUGAGUGUGUGGUCCACCACAACCUCUGCCCGCAUGGACAGACCUGCAUCAACACGGUGGGAUCCUACACCUGCCGCAGCGACACGGUCACCUGCGGACAAGGAUAUCACCUGACUGAGGACGGCAGCCGCUGUGAAGAUGUGGAUGAGUGUCGUACAGGCAACGUCUGUGGCGUCCACGGCUGCGUCAACCUGCUGGGAUCGUAUCGCUGCGAGUGCAAAGCUGGCUACAACUUCAACAGCAUCACCAAGCUGUGUGAAGAUAUCAAUGAGUGCUUGCAUUAUCCUGGACGACUUUGUGCCCACAAGUGUGAGAACACGGAGGGAUCAUACAAAUGCAGCUGCACAUCUGGAUUCAAACUGAGCUACGAUGGCAAAAGCUGUGAAGAUGUCAACGAGUGCGAGGCCAAACCUUGCAGCCAGGAGUGUGUCAACUUCUACGGUUCCUACCAGUGCUACUGUCGCCGUGGUUACCAGCUGAGUGACAUCGAUGGGAAGACUUGUGAAGACAUCGAUGAGUGUGCGACUGGAGGUCACAGCUGCUCCUACCACUGCUUCAACACCCCAGGAAGCUUCAACUGUACCUGCCCACCCAGCGGCUACACACUCGCCAAUGACUGGCGAACAUGUCAAGACAUUGAUGAAUGUGCUGCAGGAACUCACACCUGUUCAGUCUCUCAGAGCUGCUUUAACGUCCUGGGAGGUUACCGCUGUCUGGCCUUUCAAUGUCCUCCAAACUUCCGGCAAGCAGCCAGUGGAUCCAGAGCAGAUGCUUCAGCCACAGUACGUUGUAUUAAAUCCUGCCAGCCUCAUGACAUAAACUGUGCCCACCAAUUCGUCAGCCUCAUCACCCACUCCGCCAUCUCUCUGCCAACCUUGAAGGGGAGCACUGAACCACAAGAAAUAAUUUUGCUGCGGACGACUGUACCAGCUGCACCUCUGCCCAACGCAACGGAUGUUUCCUUCGUGAUCUUGGGUGCAGAAAACCGGGUCUUCUUUGACGUGGUGCAGCGCUCCGACAAUGGCGUGAUUUUGGGCGUAGUCCGGCAGGUGAAGCCCAUCUUCGGACCCAGUGACCUUGUAUUGGAGGUUUCUAUGAACUACGUCAAUUCAGAGGGGAUUCCUCAAAGCAGUGUCAUCAUAAUUCAUGUCUUCAUAUCCGAAUUCUCUUUCUGAGCUAAGCAAAGAACACAAUGAAAGUCCAGUAAACUGACAAUACAACAGGUAACCUGACGUGUAUUUAAAUUUAGUUUUAAAUAUCUGGAUGUGCCACAUUUACGGUGCCGAAUGUACACAAAAGCGCCUCAAAGGUUAAUGAUGUUUGCAAGAUUCACGUUAAUUUUCAAGUCAGCUACGGUUGUAGUUUGCAACUUUUUCAAGUCGAUAGUCAUGUAACACAACAUAUAUUUAGACUCACUUGCCACGAAAAUCUAAUGCAGUCCAUACAAUAGCUCUGCCAUAAAAUCCACUUUCACAAAGCUUCUAUACUUUUAGAUUGUGUCGAUGUUGUGUAAACUCUGCUUCAGUUUUAUUACUUGCGUCAUAGCAGUUGGUGGUGGUGCACAUUACGUUUUAAAGUGCAACUAGUAUUUUCCCCUUUCUUGUGUAUUAAUGUGUUGGAUACAGUAUUAGGAGUACUUUUAGAUGUAAUAGGCUCCAAUGUGCCGUCAGCAGUAAAAUUAUUACCGUUUUGUACAACAAGUGAAAAUGCAGAAAUGACAUAAAAACAGAAUAUGGCAAAGAUUUUGUUUUGGAUUGCACUGGAUUUUACAUGUUUCUUAAUAAAUUGGCUAAUGAGUGUGUAUACACUGAUAAAAUAAGAACACAUUAGUAGAAAACACUGGACUAAGAGCUUGCAGCCUCUGUGAGGUUGUGCUUAUUUACAGGGUUGCUUUCAAACACAAUGCUAAGAUGCUAACGAUAGAUAGAUUCACUAAUUAAACAUGCCUAAGGAUGAUGGAAUUGUGUUAGCAUUGGUCAUAUUGGAUAAAUUAAAGCUUUAACCUGAUGGUGCAGUUUGAUUAAUAGUUGGGGGAUUAUUAAAUUUGACUGAAAUUCAACAUAAGACGGUAUAAAUGAGACAUUUCACGCAAAAUCCACAAAUGGCAGGAAACUAAUGGGAGCAUAAGAGGAUCUUUAAUGUUACAUUUUUACCUUGUUAACAUGUCCAUAUGGUACUUUUUGUAUGUUAAAUGAUAUAUCAUGAGCAAAAUCAGCAAUAAACGGCAGCAUACUGCAAAAAAUCUCAAAAAUUCAGGUUCAGAUUUUUGUAGCUUCACACAUAACAAAUCUAAGCAACUAAUCCUGUCAACUUGCACUGUGGGACUUUCUGUAUCACUUUUUUUUCAGAAUCGCAUCUUAAUUCUAGCAUGUAUGGCUAAAUACUCCAAUAUUGCACCUUGCUAUUCAGCGCCUUUACAGUGUUUGAGCAGAGUUUUGGGUGAGCUGGUAUGCUUGAGUUGCAGCACGUGGAUGGACUUCAAGGCAGGAACUUUUUAGCUCUUGAUAUUGUAGAGGAAAGAACAGUAAAUUGUUACAUUUAAACCAUUUUGAGGCUGUAAUGAGCCAGUGUCAUGGAUAAACAACUUAAAAAUGUGACUUUGAUGCACAGAGAUGUGUUUUAUGGGUAUUUGAUGGUUUUCUAAUCUAAAUCGAAGUCAUUUUUCAUGCCACCGAAGAGACUAAUUUUUCUAACUAUGUGUUGAAACAGGCAUUAUACAAGAGUGUAAAAGAUUAACACAGUGCAAAUAAAUAUUACUCAGCUACAUAACUGCGGUACAUUGUGUUGAAGUUCCGUUUAGAAUUUGUUGUCAUGAGUGCCACUAUGUCACACUGUUGCUUAACCCGUAGAAAUGUUUGAUUUGUGCUCAAUUUCAUCUGUUUUGACAGACCAAAAACAAAAUGCUUCAUUUAUGGAUUUGCUUUCAACAACUUUAAUUGUGUGUGUGUGUUUUUUUUUUUACUGGCAGACUCUCCGACCAUCUGCGAAUAAUCAAGACUCUUUGAGAUUAAUUGUGUUCAUGUUUUUAAUUCUUACGAGAGCCACCACAGCAGACUAAACUAGCCGUCUUCUAGUUAGCAUAACUGAGGUUUCCCCAAUCUGAUAGGACGUCCUGUUUUUCCUGUAACUCAACCCCUCAGAUUCCUCCCGUCACACUCUACCACUUCCAGUUUGUGAGGAUAUUUCCAGUUAUUCCACUCGGAAGAUGAAAAAUGGGAAUUCUAUAAUGGGAAUGUUGGUUUGCUUCUACAAAUGCUUCAUCCUCAGGCUGACAAAUUGCUUGAGGUGGACGCUUCUUACCAUACAUAAUCAACUCUCCUCAGCGUCGAGCUGCCUUUCACCACCGCUGCACCGCUCCUGGCCAGUGGAAACAGAACGGACAGCCAUACGGAUCUGUAAUCUAAAAUUUGCCACACUACAUGGAAAUCACAAAGCUUCAUCUUGUGGUUUUUACUGCUGCAGCUGCAACUGUUGACCCACAGCUCGUCCAGACUGAAUGAAUCGAUCAUGCUUUACGCGCUGCUCGAGAUGAAUGGAUGUGAGAUGUGAAUGCAGCUGCAGCUCA
This is a messenger RNA of Acanthochromis polyacanthus (spiny chromis), 6217 nucleotides long. Its product is annotated as fibulin-1-like. Gene Ontology annotation, biological process: extracellular matrix organization. The transcript has 22 exons. The record is from RefSeq and is a predicted model, not a curated record. NCBI's taxonomy places the organism in Eukaryota, Metazoa, Chordata, Actinopteri, Pomacentridae. Bases 1107 to 3827 code for a protein of 906 amino acids. Gene Ontology annotation, cellular component: extracellular region. Gene Ontology annotation, molecular function: calcium ion binding; peptidase activator activity.